Messenger RNA from Misgurnus anguillicaudatus (oriental weatherfish), 1550 nucleotides. RefSeq names its product keratin, type I cytoskeletal 50 kDa. Gene Ontology annotation, cellular component: cytoskeleton. The record is from RefSeq and is a predicted model, not a curated record. Gene Ontology annotation, molecular function: structural molecule activity. NCBI's taxonomy places the organism in Eukaryota, Metazoa, Chordata, Actinopteri, Cypriniformes, Cobitidae.
UUCUAAAUAAAACAUAUGCCUCAAAUCUGUCUUCAGCCACACCUGCAGUAUUGGGCAAUAGGGCAAAAGUUUCUCACUCCACCUACUCACGAAAUCUCUGCAAUCCCUCCCCCAUUCGACCACAUAAAAGGAACGAGGGUCGUGUUCACUUCACUCAUCCGCUCAUUCACUCAUUCUCCAGCCAAAGCAGAGAACAGCAGAAAGAUGUCUUCUUACUCCAGCCGCACCUUCUCUCGCUCCUCUUUGUCCAGUGGUGGAGGUGGCCGAAUGUCGACCAUGGGUAGCGGAAGCGUGUAUGGUGGUGCUGGAGGAUCUGGAGUUCGUAUCUCCAGUGCUUCUGCUUCACGUUCCUUUGCUGCAGGUGGUGGAUCAGCUGGUGGCUUUAACCUGUCUGAUGCCCUUGAUGUGUCUACAAAUGAGAAAGCCACCAUGCAAAACCUCAAUGACCGUCUAGCCACCUACUUGGAGAGGGUACGAUCUCUCGAGAAGGCUAACGCUGAGUUUGAGCUGAAGAUCCGCCAGUUCCUGGAGAGCAAGACUACACCCGGGGCUCGUGACUACAGUGCCUACUAUGCUACUAUCAGUGAUCUCCAGGCCAAGAUUUUGCAAGCCACUAGUGUAAAUGGAGGAAUCUACCUCAGCAUUGACAAUGCCAAGCUGGCUGCAGAUGACUUCAGAGUCAAAUAUGAGAAUGAGCUGAGCAUGAGACAGUCGGUUGAGGCAGACAUUGCUGGCUUGAGGAGAGUGCUGGAUGAGUUGACAAUGUCCAGGUCUGAUCUGGAGAUGCAGAUUGAGGGUUUAAAAGAAGAGCUGAUCUUCCUCAAGAAGAACCACGAAGAGGAACUCUUGGCAGCACGUGCUCAGAUGAGCGGACAGGUUCACGUAGAGGUUGACGCAGCACCACAAGAAGAUCUAACAAAGGUUAUGGCUGAAAUCCGUGAACAUUACGAGGCUGUUGCAGCUAAGAACCGCAGAGAUCUUGAGGCUUGGUUCCAGACCAAGACUGAAGCCCUCAACAAGGAAGUAGCUGUGAGCACAGAAACCCUUCAAACGUCCAGAUCGGAAAUCACAGAAGUUAAGCGCACACUCCAGAGUCUUGAAAUCGAACUACAAUCACAACUCAGUAUGAAAGCCUCAUUAGAAGCCACUCUGGCGGACACACAGAACCGCUACUCUUCCAUGUUGACCGGCUACCAGAUGCAGGUGACCAGCCUGGAAGAGCAGCUGAUUAAGCUUCGUUCAGAUCUGGAACGUCAAAGUCAUGAAUACCAGGUCCUGCUGGAUAUCAAGACCAGACUGGAGAUUGAGAUUGCAGAAUACAGAAGACUCCUGGAUGGAGAGUCUGUCAGUACCUCUUCUACAACCACAUCCUCCUCAACUACACGUAAAGUGGUAACCAUUGUGGAGGAGGUGGUGGAUGGCAAAGUGGUGAGCUCAUCUUCUCAGGCUGUGAGCGAGACCGUGAAAAGUUAAAACCCUCUUGAGCUAAACAUUCAACUGAGUGAUCUCACAGAGUGAACCACCAAUAAACUUGUCCAAAUGUGAACCUA